Messenger RNA from Trichomonas vaginalis G3, 1449 nucleotides. RefSeq names its product leucine-rich repeats (6 copies)-containing protein. Bases 1 to 1449 code for a protein of 482 amino acids. The transcript has a single exon. NCBI's taxonomy places the organism in Eukaryota, Parabasalia, Trichomonadida, Trichomonadidae. The record is from RefSeq and is a predicted model, not a curated record.
AUGGAUAUAAAAACAAACGUAAGUAUUCAAAUUGGUGCACGUGCUUUUUAUAAUUGCAGCAAUCUUAUUAAAGUUAAGUUUCCUGACUAUUAUGUAUUUUUGCUUGGCUACUGUUUUGCAUACACAGGAAUUAUUGCAAUUCCAAAAAUAGUUAUAUUUGAUGAAACAGGUCCUGGAAUAUUUUCGCACGCUCGCAAUUUAAUUUACAUAAAUAUGUCAUUUGGAACAUAUGUUUCUGGAACAAUUCCUCCUUAUGCAUUUGAGUACACAUCCCUGUAUUCAAUCAAUUGUCCUAAUAUAUAUAGAAUUUAUGAUUAUGCCUUUUCUCAUAUCGACAACUUGUUUUAUUUUGUAAUACCAGCAGGAUGCCAAUAUAUAUCAGGUAAUGUAUUUUAUCUUUCAGAAAAUGUCAAAUUUUUCUUGAACCAGUGUAAAAGGCCCAACUUUAUAAUUGGAGAGCAUGAAUUAGUUGCAGCAAAAACAAAGAGACUUAUUUUGACAUAUGGAAAAUUGCCAUCAACUUAUGUUAUUCCAAGUUUUGUUAGUCAGGUAGGUAAAUCUUCAAUUCAUUCUUAUCCAAAAUACUCAGAAGAUGGAAAAGUUAUUGAUUACGGAGUAACAACAUUAGUUGUUCCACGUGGUGUUAUUUUCAUCGAUUAUGAUUCAGAUACAUAUUAUAAUCCGCAAGUAACUUUUUAUGAUGAUUCGGAGCGAUAUAACAAUAUGCUUUUAUAUCUUCAAAACAUAUGUUAUGGAAAUGAUUUUCAAUCUGUUGAUAUUAAUGCACCUUUAUUGAAAAACAUUUAUGUUACAAAUACAUACCAAAGCAGCUUUUGGUAUCAAAAUGAUAAAAGAAUCCCAGUUAUCAAGGGCGAAUGUGAUUCAUCAACAUCAUUUGAAGAUUUGGCAAAAGGCAACUAUUAUGCACCAACAAAGAAAAGUACUGAAGAAGGCCAAUUAGUUAAAUCAAAGAUUAUUGACAAUACUCGUUGCCCAGUUGAUGUUCCAAUACCAGAUUUACCAUCUUUUAUUUUCAGUGAUGACGAUGAAAUUCCAGAUGAUUCAGAUAUUAACAGUGAAAAUCUUACUAACACUACAACAGUUACGUUUUCGAUUGAAGAUGGCGAACCUAAUGAAUCAUCUGGUCUUUCGUCAAUGAUUAUUAUAUUGAUUGCUGCAACUAUUGUUGAAGUUAUUAUUAUUCUUGCACUUAUCAUUAUGAUUAUAAUCAAGCAAAAAGCACCCGAGGAUUCAGAAUCCACAUUCGAAUUCAACCAAGAACAAAUUGAUGAUAUCUUAAUGAGUAACGCAGUUACAGUUACCCCAGCUCUAUUUAAUACCAAAACUACUGAUGAUCCUUUCGCCGAAGACUUUGCAGAUAGUGAUGAUGACAAUGAUCGAUUCUACCAUACUCCAGAAGAAAAUUCAGAUAGUAUUGAUUCAUAUUAA